GAGCGCGGUGCCGGGCGCAGACGGAGCGGCCGCGGCGGCGCCAUUUUGCGGCGGUGCGGGAGGCGCGGGCGGGAGGUGGCUGUGGCGAUAGUGCCGGCAGUAGCGGUAAUAGCGGUAACGGUGGCGAUAACAGCGGCCGUGGGUGUUAUUGCUGCUAAUCGGGACUAGCGUCCCCCUUUCGCCCCAGCCCCUUGGCCAGGACUCUGCCGACAUGAGCGACGUGGAGGAGAACAACUUCGAGGGGAGGGUUAAUGUUCGUGAAGAAAUUGAAGAGUUUUUUCCAAGAAUGUGGAAGAUAAAUCAAGAUAAAAGAAGGCUAAUGAAAAGUAUUAAAGAUCAGAAAAUUAAAAUUGAAUGGGGGAAAAAAUUGAACAGAAGAUUGGUCAGAUAGAAGCACUUGAAUAUUUUUUUAAGGCUAUAAUGAAUUGUUUGAAUUGGGGAAGAAUACACGAAGUAUGAAAAAUGAAAAACUCAAUGAAGAAUGAAGAAAAGUAGAAAGCAAGAGUGAAGUAGAAUUAAAAGAAUCUGGAAGAAUGAAUGGGUCCUAGGUUAAGUAAAUGAGUCUCGCUCCCAGUCAAAAUCUCCAGCUGGGAGUCCUGCUCGUGUAAAAUCAGAGAGCAGGUCAGGAUCUCGCAGUCCAUCGAGGGCUUCCAAACAUUCUGAGUCGCACUCUAGGUCAAGAUCAAAAUCAAGAUCCAGGUCCAGAAGACAUUCGCACAGACGUUACACUCGUUCCAGAUCGCAUUCUCAUUCCCAUAGGAGACGUUCUCGAAGCAGGUCGUACACACCAGAAUACCGUCGUCGCAGGAGCCGUAGUCAUUCUCCAAUGUCCAACAGGAGAAGGCACACUGGCAGCAGAGCUAAUCCAGAUCCUAAUACCUGUCUUGGAGUGUUUGGUCUCAGUUUGUACACUACUGAGAGAGAUUUGCGUGAAGUCUUCUCCCGUUACGGACCUCUGACUGGUGUCAAUGUGGUUUACGAUCAACGGACUGGACGCUCAAGAGGAUUUGCUUUUGUGUAUUUUGAGAGAAUUGAUGACUCUAAAGAGGCAAUGGAGCAUGCAAAUGGCAUGGAGCUGGAUGGCAGGAGGAUUCGAGUGGAUUAUUCAAUCACCAAAAGAGCACAUACACCCACCCCAGGCAUCUACAUGGGCAGGCCAACACACAGUGGAGGAGGUGGUGGUGGUGGAGCAGGUCGUCGCCGGGACUCAUAUUAUGAUAGAGGGUAUGACAGAGGAUAUGACAGAUAUGAAGAAUAUGACUACAGAUACAGGAGACGAUCACCAUCGCCUUAUUAUAGUCGAUACCGAUCGCGAUCAAGAUCCCGUUCCUAUAGUCCAAGGCGCUACUGAAGAUCAGAAGAGUUACAGUUGAGGACUUGAUUUUUAAAUACAAAGUUCAGAUCUUUAGCAUCCCUACUGCUUUCCCUUCCAUCUUCCCUUUCUUGUCCUCCUUCCAGCUCUUUCACAAGUCUUUGGUUCAUUUAGGAUAUACAUAUUUUCAGUUGAAGUAUUCCCAUUUUCGAUCCCUUCUUAUUGUAAUACUCUUAAAUAUUGUAAUUGUUGUAGUUUUUGUGUAGUAAAACAUCUUGAGCAAAAAAAUAGAGAACCCCAAAGUGCUGAUACAUUUUGGAAGUCAUUCCUAUUUUAUUUCUAAGACAGUUGGACUCCUGACUAAUCAGAAGAGAACAUUGAUAUUUUUAAAGCUUGCAUGUCAUAUGUAGUAUACACACUCGGAUACUUUAACAUAAACCUGCAUUUCCAAGUAACUUGUUAAUCUUUCUGUUAAAAUGUUUACCUAUUACUUUGAUAAACAAGUAAUGACUUUUGAGUCUUUUCUGUAAUGAUGAAUUUGCUUAGAUAGUCAUGAACCAGAGGAUUUUUUAAUUUUUUUUUUUUUGUCAAGUAGUUUUUGUCUACUUUUGAAAGUAGACUAUUUGAGCUAGAUCAGAGUUUGGUAUUUGACUGACUGGGAGAAUAGAUCCUUGUACACUCAAAAUUAAGGCUGUGUGUUUUAUAGAAAAAAGUUUCUGGAUUGCUACACAGUGGAUAACAGUUGAAAUUAAAAUUGUUAAAUUUCUGGAGUCUUUGUGGUACUUCAUUGAAUAUUUCCCCUUAAUUGGUGCAGGAGAAAAAAAUAUUUAUUGAACAUAGCAAUUAGUUAUAUAAUUUGCUGUUCAUGAAAUAAAAAAUGGCCAACUUUUUGGUAUUAAAAUAAUGAUGGAGCAAGUUUUGUUUCCAGUCCUUUUUGAACUUUUGGAAGUGUAGAUAGAAAAACCUAUAGCUACAUGUAAGCCUUUUUUUCCCUCAAUAAAAGUUAAGUCCACUGA
Messenger RNA from Pyrgilauda ruficollis (rufous-necked snowfinch), 2328 nucleotides. RefSeq names its product transformer 2 alpha homolog (gene TRA2A). The transcript has 9 exons. The record is from RefSeq and is a predicted model, not a curated record. Gene Ontology annotation, cellular component: spliceosomal complex. Lineage: Eukaryota; Metazoa; Chordata; Aves; Passeriformes; Passeridae. Gene Ontology annotation, biological process: positive regulation of mRNA splicing, via spliceosome. Bases 827 to 1351 code for a protein of 174 amino acids. Gene Ontology annotation, molecular function: RNA binding.